AUGGACGUUUGUAAGUUCCUAGACCUGCCUAUAGACAUUAGAAAAAACAUAUAUCUGCAAUUGAAUGGAAUGCUGGGGAACAGUAACUUUGAUUCUAAUAAAUUUUCAAUUAAUAUUCAAGAAACUAGAACUGAAAAUACUAUUCCUGUUAGUAAAAAAGCUAAAUCUAAUAGAAAGACCAGAAUUCAAACCUAUUACAAGAUAUUUGAACCUAUUUUUGCAAUGCUUAAUCACUCAAAUUUAUUUGAAAAGUGGCUAUACCAUGCGAUUUGGUUAAGAUAUGAUUCAAUUAUGCUCGAUUGCAUGAGAAUCAAUCAUUUUUAUGGAGGACAAGUACUCGGUUCUUUAGAUUGGAUACAAUUAGAUGGUAAACUGCGGUUGGCUUACUUUGAUGAACAUUACGUCCUGCAGGUAUGGUAUACCUUCAAAGAAUAUAAUAAAUGGAUUGUGAGGGGAUCAAGUGCAAUUGAAACUGAAAGUAAAAUUGACUAUUUAAGACUAAAUAUAGAUCAUCUUAAUUCAAUGGGAUCAGUAUUUGAAAAAACGUUGGAUGAUUUCGGUAAACACGAUAUGUACCUUAAAAUAAACGAAAUUCAUUUCAAUUCAGAUGAAGAUGAGAAUGCUGAAAGCGAUUUCCUUCCAAAUUAUAAUGAAGAUAGUGUUACUGAUACAGAAGCUGAAAAUACUGACGCACUUGACAUCAGUUUUAAAAAUAAACUUAAUGACAAAAAUAUUAUUGCAAUUAUUCAAAGGAUGGAAAAUAUGAAAAAUCUUUCUAAACUUACUAUUACAACUGACAGAUUAUAUCAGACUUUAGUCAACCUGCAGGGCGUUAGAGACAACCCCGGUCGAAUUAUUAGUUAUAUGGUUCGUAAACGUAUAACAGAAAUUCAAAUCAAUAGAGUCAAGCAGUUAUCUUUUAAAAGCAGAAUUGGAGAUUUUGGUAAAUGGGAAAAUUUAAAUAGAUUAGAGCUAAAUAAUAUCCAAUAUCUGGACAUGAAUUUGAUAUAUUUUCCCGAUAGUUGCAAGGAACUAGUAUUGAAAAAUAUACGAAUAUUAAAAUGGUGGAAUGCUGAGGAAAGUUUGGUACCUAUAUUGUUUACAGAAUCUGCUCAUGAACAAAAAAAGAUAUGGAUAAAAAAACAAAAUAGAAAGAAGCAAGUGAAAGAAUAUAGAUUAAAUGAACAUUACCUUAAACCUGAAAUCAUAGAGAAUUGCAAGGAUAUAGUAAAAUCGAUGAUUGGGAGAUCCAGCACAAAUAAAUUAAAUUAUAUCAGUCUGGUAAGUAUUAAUAAAACUGUGAACAAUUUUAUUAUUGUACCAUCAAAUUUAUAUGACAAUAAUAGAAUCCAGCUUUUUAACAUAAAUCGAUACAUUGAAGAAGUAUACAUUAUCUGA
Tetrapisispora phaffii CBS 4417 is the source of this 1398-nucleotide messenger RNA. RefSeq names its product Ctf13p (gene CTF13). The transcript has a single exon. Bases 1 to 1398 code for a protein of 465 amino acids. The record is from RefSeq and is a predicted model, not a curated record. Lineage: Eukaryota; Fungi; Ascomycota; Saccharomycetes; Saccharomycetales; Saccharomycetaceae.